UUGAAGCACUACGGACAUAUUUUGAUGUAACACAAAACACUCACUCGGGGCUCAAAGUGUCCCUUGACGACAUGUGUAUGCAGAAACGUACUUCACGUGAUCCUUCAAACAUUCUCUAUAGUGGUUGUAGAAGAAGGAUUUCCUUGAGAUCCUUCUAGCUGCUUCUGAAUCAUGAGUGGCUCCAAGCCGGAUAUCUUGUGGUCCCCCCACCACCCGGACCGAUACGUCAUCUGCGACUCUGAACUGGGACUGUAUCGCAUAGGACCUGCGGGGAGUGCCGAAACCAAAGUUGGAACUCUCCCUCUCUCUGAAGAAACUGCUGCUACAUUACUCGCCAUAAACUCUGACACCCCUUAUAUGAAAUGUGUGGCCUGGUAUCCAAAGCACGAGCCUGAGUGUUUGCUCGCUGUGGGCCAAGCUAAUGGCCGAGUGGUGCUCACCAGUCUUGGUCAGAGCCACAACUCCACGUGUAAAGAGCUGGUGGGAAAGGAGUUUGUACCCAAGCACGCUCGCCAAUGCAACACUUUAGCGUGGAACCCGGUGGACAGCAACCUGCUGGCUGCCGGGCUGGACAAACACAGGGCGGACUUCUCUGUCCUCAUAUGGGACAUCAGCAGUAAGUUCUCCCCAGAGGCGAGCGUCACUGCAGAGAAGAUCCGUCUCUCGUCUGUGGACUUGGACUCGAGCUCGGUUGUGACCAAACCGUUGUACGAGUUAGGCCAGAAUGAUGCUUGCUUGUCCCUCUGCUGGCUGCUUCGUGACCCCAAGCUGCUGUUGGCUGGUAUGCACAGAAACCUUGCAAUAUUUGACCUCAGAAACACCAGCCAGAAAACCUUUGUCAACACCAAGGCGAUCCAGGGGGUGACGGUAGACCCGCACUUCCAUGACCGGGUGGCUUCUUUCUUUGAGGGCCAGGUGGCCAUCUGGGACCUGAGGAAGUUUGAGAAGCCUGUGCUCACACUAACUGAGCAGCCAAAGCCUCUCACUAAGGUGGCUUGGUGUCCAACCCGAACAGGCCUCCUGGCUACACUCACUCGAGACAGCAACAUCAUCCGUCUGUACGACAUGCAGCACACUCCCACGCCCAUCGGGGACGAGACAGAGCCCACCAUCAUCGAGAGAAGCGUGCAGCCCUGUGAGAGUCAGAUCGGCAGCUUCGCCUGGCACCCGUCCUCCCAGAACCGCAUGGUGGUGGUGUCCGCGGCUAAUCGGGUCAUGACUGACUUCACCGUGUUUGAGCGCAUCUCGCUGGCCUGGAGCUCCACCACGUCGCUCAUGUGGGCGUGCGGCAGACACCUGUAUGACUGCGUGGAGGACGGGGCCGAAGGGGUGGAGAGCGCGAUCGAGAAGGACAUCGCCACCAAGAUGAGGCAGAGGGCUCAGUCCAGGUACGGACAUGAUACCGUGCAGGUGUGGAGGAACCACCUGCUGGCAGGAGGACAUGAUCCCCUGCUCAAGUCUCUGUGGUUUGACCUUUUCUAUAUGAAGCAGUGUGCAGAGGACUUGGAGCUGAAAUUACAGGGGAACAAACAGUCUGUGGUCUACUCUGGUAUCAAGAACAUUAUAAAGACCAGCUCAGGCACAACAGAGAGCCGCCGGUGCUGGAGCGGUUCAGACCGUCAGACAGAUGUACCGCGAUACCUCAGCGAGGAGCGCUUCCUCGCCUUGCGGCUUUGUGGCUGGAUCGGCCGGGGUCCGGACAUCGACGUGGAGAUUUUCCUGCGAUCUCUGGAGCAGGAGCGAGAGUGGGAGCGGGCAGCUGCCGUGGCUCUGUUCAACCUGGACAUCCGCCGGGCGAUCCAAAUCCUCAACAAGGGAGCCUCUGCUGAGAAGGGUGACCUGAACCUGAAUGUAGUUGCCAUGGCUCUGUCCGGCUACACAGACGAGAAGUCCUCCCUGUGGAGAGAGAUGUGCAGCUCGCUGAGGCUGCAGCUGAAGAACCCCUACCUGUGUGUCAUGUUUGCCUUUCUCACCAGUGAGCCUGGAGCCUACGAUGGCGUGCUGUAUGAGAGCAGUGUUGCUGUGCGGGACCGUGUUGCCUUUGCCUGUAUGUUUCUCAGUGACGCCCAGCUGCCUCGGUACAUCGACAAACUCACCAAUGAGAUGAAGGAGGCGGGAAACCUGGAGGGCAUCCUGCUGACGGGGUUGACUAAAGAUGGUGUGGACCUCAUGGAGAGCUACGUGGACCGCACAGGAGAUGUACAGACUGCCAGCUUCUGCAUGCUGAAGGGUUCCCCAGGAGACGUGUUGAAAGACCCUCGAGUCCAGUGCUGGAUCGAGAACUACCGCAACCUGCUGGACGCGUGGAGAUUCUGGCACAAACGAGCCGAGUUUGACAUCCACAGAGGAAAACUGGACCCCAGCUCCAAACCGAUGGCUCAGGUGUUUGUGAGCUGCAACUUCUGUGGGAAGCCCAUCUCCUACAGCUGCUCCUUGAUGCCUCACCAGGGCCGCGGCUUCAGCCAGUACGGUGUCAGCGGCUCGCCCACCAAGUCCAAAGUCACAAGUUGCCCCAGCUGCAGGAAGCCCCUGCCUCGCUGUGCCCUCUGCCUCAUGAACAUGGGCACACCGGUUUCUAAUUGCCCAGGAACAGGGAAGUCAGAUGAGAAGAUGGACCUGACAAGGGAGAACAAACUCGCUCAGUUCAACAACUGGUUCACCUGGUGUCACAACUGUCGACAUGGGGGCCAUGCAGGCCACAUGCUCAGCUGGUUCAGAGACCACACAGAGUGCCCAGUGUCGGCUUGCACGUGUAAAUGCAUGCAGCUGGACACCACAGGGAACCUGGUGCCUUCAGACAGCAGCUAAACAGGAGACGCCUGUCGGAAACUGAAGCCAAACACCAGCAUGAAGCCAGCCAGCGCAGGUUGACUGCUGCACCCGCCACACCGACAACUGGCCAAGGGACGAGGGGUGCCAGCAGCAUCCUCCUCUGGAGCUGCUGCUUGAAAAGAAUGACUUACUGUUAAGUUAUAGUCUAGUGAAUGUAACGUUUGUAACAGAGCCCUAUAUGAAGAAGGGAGGCAGUGUGUGUUACUGAUCUCACUAACUGAAUCAAUGACAGAAAGGGAGCAAAUGCAAACUCACUGCUCUGCUAAUGAGAAUCCCACUCAGGAGAAAUACAAGAGGCUCUGCUGUAAUCAGCCUCUGAAAUCUAACCUGAAUCAGGCUUAUAGUUUUAUGUAACCUAUCAAAGAAGAUAAAUCCAAUGUUCACUCACACAUCAGGUUGUAAAGAUGUGAUCACAGGUGCCAAUAUGUCUAUUUUGUGGCUUGCGUUUUAAUAUUUAACGUCUUUUGUUUGUCUUACUAAAGGAUCUUCACAUACCUCAUGAAAGUGUUGUUCAGGGGAUGAAGGACAGUCACCCGGGGUGACAGGGCGAAGUAACGCACAAUAACAACACUCUCUUGCUCUCUU
Notolabrus celidotus (New Zealand spotty) is the source of this 3417-nucleotide messenger RNA. It is a transcript of the gene mios, whose product is annotated as missing oocyte, meiosis regulator, homolog (Drosophila). Bases 172 to 2808 code for a protein of 878 amino acids. The transcript has 12 exons. Lineage: Eukaryota; Metazoa; Chordata; Actinopteri; Labriformes; Labridae. Gene Ontology annotation, biological process: positive regulation of TORC1 signaling; cellular response to amino acid starvation. Gene Ontology annotation, cellular component: cytoplasm. Gene Ontology annotation, molecular function: protein binding. The record is from RefSeq and is a predicted model, not a curated record.